ACUGCUUCACUGUAUUAACCGUGUCACGUGUUCGAAACUUAUUGAACUAAUGCACAUUGUCCUCUGACGGUUUCCCCAUUUCUUCCUCACCUGUCCCGUGAGUCACCUGUCCCGUGCGUCACCCCUUUACUCGGAAGGACGAUGUCCAACAUAUGUUUCCUACCUGCCGGAUGCUGCUGCUCUCCGUAAACUCCUCAGUGGAAGUUACACACAAGGAAGCGAGGAGGAGAAUGAAUCACAUAAGCGGAAUGUAGCUACGUGGUUCGUUUGAUGUUUUGGAAAGUAUUACAGAAUUUUAAAAAGACGUAAUGUCACAGAGGAAGAAGAAUAUGUUUUCCUUUCCGCGGUCAGUGAGCGACCUCCCUCCUGAGAACAUCCACAUCUCCUCUCUGCCUCACAGUGUUCCCACAGAUCAGGAGCCACAACAAACUGGAGGACAAGCUGCUGACAUGGAGGGAGAGAAAGUAGUGAUCCAAACCACACACACUCACAGAGUGUCCGCCCCCUCCAUCUUCCUCCAAGAACAGAAUAAUGAGCCUCUUUCGAGUACUUAUUUUGAACAGAGGCUCCCUGUUCCUGAGGAGGACAGCGAGAGGGUGUUUAGUUUCCGUAAGCUGUGGGCCUUCACUGGGCCGGGGUUUCUGAUGAGCAUAGCCUACCUGGACCCUGGUAACAUCGAGUCUGACCUGCAGUCUGGUGCUAAAGCUGGCUUCAAGCUCCUCUGGGUGCUGCUGGCCGCCACCAUCAUCGGGCUGUUGCUGCAGCGGCUGGCGGCUCGGCUCGGCGUCGUCACCGGGAUGCACCUGGCCGAAGUCUGCAACCGCCAAUACCGCACGGUGCCUCGUAUCAUCCUGUGGUUGAUGGUGGAGCUGGCGAUCAUCGGCUCAGACAUGCAGGAGGUCAUCGGCUGCGCCAUCGCUUUCAACCUUCUUUCCUCCGGCAGAAUCCCCUUGUGGGCUGGCGUCCUCAUCACAAUAAUCGACACGUUUGUUUUCCUCUUCUUAGACAAGUAUGGCCUCAGGAAGCUGGAAGCCUUUUUCGGUGUGCUCAUCAGCGUCAUGGCCAUCACCUUUGGAUAUGAGUAUGUGACGGUGAGUCCAGACCAAGGCGAGCUGCUGAAGGGGAUGUUCAUGCCGUACUGCGAGGGCUGCGGGCCCGUGCAGCUGAGUCAGGCCGUGGGCAUUGUGGGAGCCGUCAUCAUGCCUCACAACAUUUACCUCCACUCUGCUCUCGUCAAGUCUCGAGAAGUGGAUCGGUCGAACAGGAAAGAAGUGAGAGAGGCCAACAAAUAUUUCUUCAUUGAGGCGACCAUCGCGCUGUUUAUCUCUUUCCUCAUCAACGUGUUUGUGGUGGCUGUUUUUGCCGAGGCUUUCUAUGGACGCACAAACCAAGAGGUGUACAGCGUCUGCAAUCAAACAGGAAGUCCUCAUUCAAGUAUAUUCCCUUUGAACAAUGCAACUCUAGAGGUGAACCUCUACAGAGGGGGAGUGGUGCUCGGCUGUUUCUUUGGCCCGGCAGCGCUCUACAUCUGGGCCGUGGGGAUCCUUGCAGCUGGUCAGAGCUCCACCAUGACUGGAACGUACUCCGGCCAGUUUGUCAUGGAGGGUUUCUUGAACCUGCGAUGGUCGCGUUUCGCUCGGGUGUUUUUGACCCGCUCCAUAGCCAUCACUCCCACCCUGCUGGUGGCCAUCUUCCAGGACGUGCAGCACCUGACGGGCAUGAAUGACUUCCUCAACGUGCUGCAGAGCGUGCAGUUGCCAUUUGCCCUCAUUCCCAUCCUCACUUUUACCAGUCUGCCAUCUCUCAUGCAUGAGUUUGCCAACGGAUUAGUGUUUAAGAUCGGAGGGGGACUUGUGAUCUUGAUCGUGUGUGGCAUCAACAUGUACUUCGUCGUGGUCUUCGUGACCGAACUCAACAGUGUGUGGCUGUAUGUGCUGGCAGCAUUCGUCUGCAUAGCAUACCUGACAUUUGUGGGAUAUUUGGCGUGGUUGUGUCUGAUAGCUCUGGGAGUUUCCUGCCUGGAUCCGACCUCCACGAGAGAGAACGACACAACCAUCCUGAUAGAGCAGUGGCCAGAGGUUGACUCCUGAAUCACUUAUGGACCUUAUUUUUUUUUCUUCAAAAGUGCAGCUGUGAGCAACCCGACGUACCUGUUGCUGUCUUCUCUUCCAGCACAUUUCGUCUUUUUAAGUGCUAAUUUAUUAAUAAUAGAAGUUCAAAAAUAAAUGGAAUAAAUAUAUUGUUUAUGUCUGUAUCUUUGGUCACAGCCCAUAUACUAUUUUUUACAAAACAAGUAAGAUGAGUUUUGCCAACUUAACUGGUUUACAGUUGUGAAUGAGGUUUUACUGUAACGCUGGUUACAACUAGAGUUUUUCCUGAUUCGAUGUGAGGUCCUGGGACAGGGAUGUUGUAUGUGUACAGAUUGUAAAGCCCUCUGAGGCACAUUUGUAAUUUGUGAUAUUGGGCUAUACAAAAUAAACUGAAUUGAAUUGAACUUUCCAAACUAC
Molecule: messenger RNA, 2507 nt
Organism: Cyclopterus lumpus (lumpfish)
Lineage: Eukaryota; Metazoa; Chordata; Actinopteri; Perciformes; Cyclopteridae
Product: natural resistance-associated macrophage protein 2-like
Exons: 16
Coding region: 309-2090 (593 amino acids)
Biological process (GO): metal ion transport
Cellular component (GO): plasma membrane
Molecular function (GO): iron ion transmembrane transporter activity; cadmium ion transmembrane transporter activity; manganese ion transmembrane transporter activity
Source: RefSeq, a predicted model, not a curated record